This is a messenger RNA of Neodiprion fabricii, 2212 nucleotides long. RefSeq names its product glucose dehydrogenase [FAD, quinone]-like. The transcript has 6 exons. Lineage: Eukaryota; Metazoa; Arthropoda; Insecta; Hymenoptera; Diprionidae. Gene Ontology annotation, molecular function: flavin adenine dinucleotide binding; oxidoreductase activity, acting on CH-OH group of donors. The record is from RefSeq and is a predicted model, not a curated record. The coding region runs from base 182 to 2041 and encodes 619 amino acids.
GUCCGGUUGAAGAAUUCAUCCAUGAAAUUUAAAAUACUGCGAGAUGUUCGUAAGAUAAGUGAGUUCUAGCAGAAAAACUUCAAUUACAACUUCUACUGUGAUUCUAGUUGAUUGAUAAUCGUUAGAAAAACGGGGUGACAGGGAAAGAUAUAAUUGAUGUCAAUAACAGCUAAUAUUCAAGAUGUAUAUCAAUUUUCAACUUAUCUUAUUGUUGUCUGUAACGAUGACUCAUCACCUAACUUUGGCACAAACAUGUAACGAGAGGCAGCUACCAGGUCCCACUCUCGUAGACAUGUGCGGUGAAUCCGGCACGUUGAUGUCUUUUCUGGACUCAGCCAUACGAAAGAACGAAAAAAUAUCGGGAAUAUGCGAACGCGUGACGCCCAUCGAGACACCAGAUCCCGAGUAUGACUACAUCGUAGCCGGCGGUGGUGCGGCAGGUUCCGUGGUGGCCGCGAGACUGAGCGAGAUUUCGCACUGGAAAAUAUUGCUUCUCGAAGCUGGUGAUGACGAACCUGCAUCCGCACAAAUUCCGGGUGCGGCCGUAAUCAUAGCUGGUUCCAAUUUGAGCUGGGGAUACACAAUCACGAACGAAAGGUACGCCUGCCUCUCAGAAAACGGUUCUUGUGAGUACGCCGCGGCGAAAGUUCUCGGUGGAUGUACGGUGCACAACGGGAUGGUAUAUUUGAGGGGCAAUCCAACGGAUUACAACAAUUGGGCCGCGAUGGGUAAUGAGGGCUGGACAUGGGAUGAAGUGAAACCUUUCUUUCUCAAGGCGGAGGAUAACGGUGAAAUUGAUAGAGUUGGAAGAUUCUGGCACGCCACGGGGGGUCCACUAUCCGUUGAGAGAUUUCCCUAUGAACCUCCUUUUGCCAAUGCUAUGCUUAAAGCAGCGGAAGAGGCAGGAUUCCGCAUUAGUCAAGAUCUCAACGGAGACGUGGUGAGUGGUUUUGCAAUGGCACAAACCACUAGUAAGAAUGGAGUCAGACGUAGCAGCGCCGCAUCGUAUCUACGGCCCAGCAGGAACCGUGAGAAUCUACACGUUUCCCUGAACUCGACUGUCACAAGAGUAAUAAUCGAGGACGGGAAGGCAGUCGGCGUCGAGUACUUUAAGAAUGGUGAAUUCAAGACGGUUCGUACAUCGCGAGAAGUGAUUCUCAGCGCUGGAAAUGUCAAAUCACCUCACAUUCUACUUCUCUCUGGCAUUGGGCCCAAGAAACACCUCGAGUCUAUGGGCAUCCCAGUCGUCAAGAAUUUGCCUGGUGUUGGCAGGAAUUACCAAGACCACCUGUACUUCACGCUCAACUUUACCAUAAAUCAACUUGACACCUACAUAAACAAUUGGGCAGCUACUGCCGAAUACCUCGACUUUCAGACUGGCCCAUUGUCCGGUCAUGGGAUAACCGGGAUAGUCGCUCAGCUAGCUUCCAGCAAAACAACCCCCGACUAUCCCGACAUGCAAAUAUAUAGCGUGGGUUUUGACGCCGCCUGUGCGCCUGGUGAAAUUGGUGCUCUUAGCAGCACGGGGAAACGCACUUUCGACUUGUUCGCUGUGUUACUGCAUCCAAAAAGCAGAGGACAAAUCAGUCUGGCUUCGAACGAUCCUUUUGAACAACCCUUGAUCUGGGGUAACUUCCUGAGUGAACCCAGCGAUAUUGAUAUUCUUCUGGAAGCCAUAUAUAGUGCUAUCAAGUUGACCGAUACGGACACAAUGAGAGCCUACAAUAUGACGUUAACAGCAAUAGCCAACGAUGCCUGCGGAAAUUACACUUUUUCUACCACCGAUUACUGGAAGUGUAGGGUACACCACGAUACUAUUGGCGCACCUCAUGGAAGCGGAUCCUGCAAGAUGGGCCCCAAGCAUGACACAAUGGCAGUUGUCGAUCAUAAGCUUCGAGUUCGAGGCAUCAAAGGUCUGCGCGUUGCGGAUACUUCCAUCAUGCCUAAGAUCGUUUCUGCGAAUACUGGUUCACCGGCAAUGAUGAUCGGAGAACGAGCUGCAGACUUCAUCAAGACGGACUCCGAUCGGUUAUUAUAUUGAACGCAAGUUACUCCUAAUACGAAGUAAAUGCACUUGCGCGAUUAGUCACGUACAUAAUUGUGACUGGAAGACGAUACUUUUUGAGGAAAGUGAAACUGGAUGUAUCUUCAAACUUGUAACGUUGAUCUGUAACUCAGGAUUGAAGAUAUUAAAAAUGUGUGAGAUUAGAAA